AUGCCGCACGCUGUGAUUCAUAUGCCGGCCGGGGCCGGCGGUCCUGGGAGGCCGGUCUACGGACGCGGAGGUCAGCUGAACGAGGGGCAGAACCGCGGCAUCCGGCUCGGGUGCUGCCGGGUUUGCACCUGCGUCAAUCUGCACUUCUUCCUCUCGAAGAACGGGCUGCUCAAGUGUUUCGAGCUCGUCCUCGGCUGGUUCUGCCAGACGAUGCUGAUCCAGUUCGGGCUCGACACGGCCAAGGACAUUGGUGACGCGUUCCUCGGCUUCCUCACCACCUGCUCCGCCUUCCUGCUGACCACCACCAUCCUGGUGCUGUGUUACACCGUCUCCAGCCGGACCUUCCAUCUCGUGCGCCAGUCGAUCUUCGAAGUGGUCUACAAUGGGUUAGGCUGCGCCAUGUAUCUGAGCGCUGCCUCGUAUCUUGGGUUCGCCGUCAACGUGUUCCUGUAUCCGAAGUUCCUGAUCUUCAAAAACACCGGCGGAAUCCACAGCGCGUAUCCCGCCAUGACGGCCGUCUACUACAUGGGCGGCAUCGUGGGCCUGGUGUACGGGGUGGACGCGUUCGUCGCCUACCGGCAUCUCAAAGGAUACUCGUAA
This is a messenger RNA of Anopheles cruzii, 600 nucleotides long. RefSeq names its product protein singles bar (gene sing). The transcript has 3 exons. The record is from RefSeq and is a predicted model, not a curated record. Gene Ontology annotation, cellular component: membrane. Bases 1 to 600 code for a protein of 199 amino acids. NCBI's taxonomy places the organism in Eukaryota, Metazoa, Arthropoda, Insecta, Diptera, Culicidae.